UAAAUAAAUUUUACAUGUAUGUUUUGUUUAGGUGAUAAUUAUUCAGUAGGAUUAGAAGUACAAUGGGGAGUCAGAUUGCCAAACUAAAAAGGCUUUCAAGGAUGCCAACAGCCUCAUUAAAAAACGUUGAUAAAGUUUUAGAAGUUAAGUCAGCUGCUCAACGACAUCCAUCAACUGUGGAGGGCUAUAAAGAAUUGUUAAAGUCGAAUCCAUCUUUCCAAAAUAUAGUAAAAAAUAAAGACGAAAAACUUCAUAAAAUGCUGGAAACAGUUCGAGUUGAUUCUGUUGGUGCUGCCCCAAAGGAUAUUUUAAAAACUGGAAAACGAGCAAGAAAAAUAAAUGUUGUUCCUGAAGGAAAGUUAACACCGCAGCAGUUGGAUGAAUUGUUUACAAACUAUAAAGUGGCACCCGAAACUUGGACGCAAGAUGAAAUUGCUACAAAAUAUAAGAUAGACAAUAUGAAUGAAAUAUGGCAACUUUAAAGCUUCGCAGAGACGUUUUUUGGUCAUUUUAAAAUGGAAUACGGCAACUUUCAAUUCGUAUCAAAAAUGACACGUACUCUAACCAAACAUUACUUUUUUUUAUGUCUUUGUAUUUUAAAUCUACGCUAUUUUUAGAAUUACGCGUAUUUUUUAAUACGAAUUUCAUAUUUUUAAAAAUACAAAUCUUGUAUAUAAAAAUCAAGGAAUUUUUUAAUGCGAAUUCCGUAUUUUUUGAAGAUACGAAAUGCAGUUUUUAAAAAAAUAUGUGUAUUUUUAAAUAUGUAAUUCUUAUUUGUGAAAAUACGAAAUACGGAAUUCUAUUGUUUUAAAAUAACGAAUUAGAAAUAGAAGCGGUCAAUUCUCCUAGAGACCAUCACAUCCAAUAAAUUUUUGUGCCAAGGUGUGAUUGAUGAUUGUGCAACUAAUAUGAUGCAGCCUAAACUUAUUUUAAAAAUUUUUUUAAAAAAUUUUAAAAAUCAGCUCAUUGUCAAUGAACCCAUUCUCAAAAUAAAUAAAAACAUGUCCAUUAAAUUUUUCUUGAAUUUACCGAUUUGUGUUGUUUAAUUGCUAUUUUCAAGUCAAUUUAGCUAAAUCAAAUGAAAUUCUUUUGUAAAAGUUGUUAUAGGCAUUCACAUCAAUUUUCCUUUUGAUAAUUUCUUGAUCAUUAAUAUCGUGCCUCGUUAAUUUCCUGGAGGAAGGUACAUCUGAUUUCUACUUUCGCUUUUUUUUAUUUCUAAAGAAUAAAAAACCCUUUUAAUAAACUGAAGAAUGUUGAUAAGCAUUGUCCAGACUCAUUUAAAUUAUAUCUUGAGACGUAAAAAGACUUAUUGGCAAGCAUCAGAAGGUAUAAGGUUUUAAGUGAUAUUUCUACCUGCUGUAACAAAAAGUAAAACCUGGAUCAAAAAUUUGAAAUUCUAACAUUUUAAUGUCAUAAAACAGACGGCAAAUUUUCCUUUUUGCUACACUAAUAAUAAUUUAACACUCCCAACCUCUUACAGUGUAUGCAAAUUGUAGUUUUUAAAAGAAGUCACUUAUCACAGAAACCAAAAGUACAAUAACUUUAAUAAAUGAUUUCAGACUAAACUUAUUAUGAGGCGCUUACUUAACUUUCUUAACUUAAAGAAAUAAACAUAAAAAUUGUGUUAGCUUCACUCUCUGAGAUUCAUAAUUUAGGUAGUUUAAGUUUGGCUUGAAAGAUUUCUUAAGGAAUAUUGUAAAAAUUUUCUUUAAAUUAUUUCUUUAAGGCCAAUGUACAUGCUAGUUGGGUAGGCUAAGUUUAAAUAAAUUAAACUAUUGUAUGUUUUCUCGUCCAAUACAUACUUUAGCUACCUUGGUCAGAAUAGCAUUUGUAUUAUUCUUCUGGCAAUAAGAACAUCAUAACAACUUAAUAAGAACAAGAUAAUCUAGGGUAAGGGAUACACUCGCCUGAAUUUAUUAUAUGACUUACAUAGAAUAAUGUUUUAGGAACCUCUGUAUAUAAUGUUUAUUGUCUGCCAAAAUAUCACCAAUCUCAUUGGCAAAAAGUCAAGUCAGAAGACUUUUUAGUGAAUAGAAUAUUGUAAUGGUGAAUUGUUUAAUUUUUUUGCGUGGGUUCUUAAUAAUUAAGGAGGCUGCUGAAAAGCUGC
Hydractinia symbiolongicarpus is the source of this 2107-nucleotide messenger RNA. Its product is annotated as NADH dehydrogenase [ubiquinone] 1 alpha subcomplex assembly factor 4-like. Gene Ontology annotation, biological process: mitochondrial respiratory chain complex I assembly. Gene Ontology annotation, cellular component: mitochondrion. The transcript has 2 exons. Lineage: Eukaryota; Metazoa; Cnidaria; Hydrozoa; Anthoathecata; Hydractiniidae. The record is from RefSeq and is a predicted model, not a curated record. The coding region runs from base 63 to 482 and encodes 139 amino acids.